AUGACGAACUGCAAGGCCCUAGUAAAGGCUCUAGCCUGGGCAUUGACCCUCCGUGUCGCCGCCGGACAAGCAGAUUUCUCGACCAUCGACCAGUGUGGUGUCGUCGCCGAUCAAAUCAGCAGCUUUGCGACAGCCUUUGCGGAUCAGUGCCACCUGAAGCUUCCUCCACCGGCCCCCAGCGCCGAGGCGAGCACGCCCGCCCCCGCUCCCACCGAGCGCCCGACUCCCGAACAGGCGCCGCAGUCCACGGUCACCGAGGCCUCCACGACCGAGACGACAUCCCCUACGGAAACUACGUCCACGGGCUCUACCACCAGCAGCACCUCGUCCGCGGCCGCCACUGACCCUGCCAAGUCGGACGACGACGAGGACGAGGAUGACGACGACAGCGACGACGACGACGCCGCGGGCCAGGACAAGCAAGAGGAGGACAAGUCUUCCGACAGCGGGCCCAGCGGCCUCUCCGUCGCCGCCAGAGCCGGUAUCGGCGCCUCCAUCGGCGUCGUAGGCCUCUCCAUCAUCCUCAUCGGCGUCAUCUUCCUCUUCCGCCGCCGCGCGAAGAAGGCUAGCGCCUCCCCUAGCCGGACCUACAACAUUUCCGGCCCUAUGCCGGGUUCCGGGCGGGACUACGCCGACUCGCGCUCCGACUUUAGCAAGGAGAACCACACGACCUCGGAACUAGAGAUGACGUCGAGGAGAUACGAGGAUAUGCUACCCCGGGCCCAGCCAAGUUCCAUGAUUUAG
Messenger RNA from Parascedosporium putredinis, 744 nucleotides. Lineage: Eukaryota; Fungi; Ascomycota; Sordariomycetes; Microascales; Microascaceae. The record is from the annotation of a GenBank genome assembly.